Messenger RNA from Impatiens glandulifera, 1200 nucleotides. Its product is annotated as aspartic proteinase CDR1-like. Gene Ontology annotation, cellular component: extracellular region. The transcript has a single exon. The record is from RefSeq and is a predicted model, not a curated record. The coding region runs from base 1 to 1200 and encodes 399 amino acids. Lineage: Eukaryota; Viridiplantae; Streptophyta; Magnoliopsida; Ericales; Balsaminaceae.
AUGACAACUAUUUCUUUAUACGAUGCAACCAUUCUAGUCUUUUAUUUCAUGUUCCAAAUUUCAAAUUCUUAUAGUACAAUCACAUCAAAACCGAUAGUUUUUUCUACUUAUCUCAUCCAUCGAGAUUCAUUAAAACCGGCAUCAUAUAACGGAUAUGUCAACGAAACUGAUCUUUUGGCAAGAACCAUUAGUCGUUCUAAUUCUCGCUUGUCUCAUUUGAAAUCCAUCAUGAAACUCCCCGACAACCAUGCAGCGGAAACUACUAACAUAGUGAUACAAUCGACAACUAUGGUAGCUUCUUUAACGUACCUCAUGGAGAUUUACAUUGGCACACCGCCUGUCAAGCAAAUGGUGUCUUUGGACACCGGCUGCGGCAUGUCAUGGAUUCAGUGCCUUCCAUGUGAGCAUUGUUUCAAGCAAAAUCAACCCAUAUUUAAUCCCAAUCAGUCAUCAUCGUAUCAAGUAUUGAGAGAUACUUCGCGUGACUGUAUGGAAUUAAGAGACAAACAUGAUUUUACUAAAUUCAAUGGAAAUUGUAACUAUGCUGUAGGUUACACUGACAAUUCAUUUAGCUAUGGGGUACUGGCUAAGGAAACUUAUAUAGUUGGGCGCACUCCCAUCCGACAGAUUGUUCAAGGGUGCGGGCAUAACAAUGUAGGGAUAUAUGAUGAACAAAGCACCGGUAUAAUUGGGCUUGGAAAUUAUCCUCUAUCAUUCAUUGGUCAGACUAAAGCUUAUAUUCAUGGAAAGUUUUCAUACUGCCUAGUAUCUGAUCAAUUCGGUUCAAAUCCAUAUGCAAGGAGUAAGAUUAGCUUUGGAAAUGAUGUGGAGGGGCUUGGAGUUAUGUCUACCCCGUUGUUGAAGAUGGAAGGCAAAUCAAACUAUUAUAUCACAUUGAGAUCAAUCAUUAUCGGAGAUACAAUGAUUCAUUUGAGAAGUCAAUUCGAUAAACUCAUGAUUGACACAGGCAUUGUUUUAAGCUAUUUUCCCCCAUACUUGUUUGAAAAAUUAAUGGAUGCACUGAGACAAAAGAUUGAUAAAAGACCAUUAAAUGUUCCUAAUGAACUUUGCUAUGAACUUAACACCAAUAUUCCUACAAUCACACUUCAUCUUGCUAAUGGCGCUAACUUAGUUUUGUCAAAGAAGAACACUUUUAUUAUAUACCAAAAUAUGAUGUGUCUGGCUAUGAAAAAAAGAUAA